Messenger RNA from Cuscuta epithymum, 544 nucleotides. The record is from the annotation of a GenBank genome assembly. NCBI's taxonomy places the organism in Eukaryota, Viridiplantae, Streptophyta, Magnoliopsida, Solanales, Convolvulaceae.
AUCGACGCCAUCUAUGAAUAACUCCGGCGCCACCUUGAGCGACGGCUCAGCCCAUUCCACCACCGGCGGCAACAGCGAUUACGCCCUCCUGGUGUCGGAAAAUGCGAUCGUCAUAUUCGGGAGGAGCGGCUGCUGCAUGCGCUACGUCGUGCAGAGUUUGCUCUUAGGGCUCGGCGUUAACCCCACUAUUUUCGAUGUUGAAGAAGAGAAAGAGGUCGCCGUCACCCACCAGCUUUCCCAGAUUAUCAGCUCCACUGAAGAUCAGGGCGCUCAGCUGCCGCCGUUCCCGGCAAUUUUCAUCGGCGGGAAGCUCUUUGGUGGCUUGGAUAAGGUUAUGGAGUCUCAUAUCUCCGGCGAUUUGGUGCCUCUCCUUAGAAAAGCGGGUGCCCUUUGGGUUUGACUCACACUUUAUGUUUUUAUUUUUCCUGCCUCCCUUUACAUGUGUCCAUUCAAAUUGAAUGAUGUUAAACUUUUAUCAAUAUAUUCUUUUCCUCCCUUAAAACUUUGACAUGUUUAACAUGCAUCAAGAUUCACUACAAGAAAA